Condylura cristata (star-nosed mole) is the source of this 552-nucleotide messenger RNA. RefSeq names its product fetal and adult testis expressed 1 (gene FATE1). Gene Ontology annotation, biological process: negative regulation of apoptotic process; negative regulation of mitochondrial calcium ion concentration. The record is from RefSeq and is a predicted model, not a curated record. Gene Ontology annotation, molecular function: ubiquitin protein ligase binding. Lineage: Eukaryota; Metazoa; Chordata; Mammalia; Eulipotyphla; Talpidae. The coding region runs from base 1 to 552 and encodes 183 amino acids. Gene Ontology annotation, cellular component: mitochondrial outer membrane; endoplasmic reticulum; mitochondria-associated endoplasmic reticulum membrane contact site. The transcript is spliced from 5 exons.
AUGGCGGGAGGCCCCCCGAGCACCAAGGAAGAGGUGGACAUGUGCCUGGAUGAAGAGCUGGGCCCGGGGGGGCACAGGCAGAACCAGGAGCACCUGGUGAUCGCAGAAAUGAUAGAGCAUGGCUCCCGGUCCCUGGGUGCUUCUCAGCGGCGACAGAAGUUGGACCCAAAGGCCGCUGGCCCCGCCGCAGCCCCGUCGCUCUGGAAUAUGACUUCCGCCCGGCCCAAGAAAAUGGGGUCCCAGCUGCCGAUGCCCAGAUUGUCCAGAGAAGCGGGCCAUGGCGACGCCUAUGUCCAGGAGUGUCCUGGCACCUUCCAGGGCAUGAGGUGCCAUUACGAGCGCAACGCGGAGGCAGAUCUGAUUGCGGAGAUCGGUCUGGAGGAGCUGAACGGGCUGGAGAUGGAGGUCAUGCGCAGACAGCUGCGUGUGAUCACCGGGCGCCUGCGCGCCCUGGAAGACCAGGGCGUGGGCCUGCGCCGCAGGGACACGCUCCUCUUCACGGUGCUGGUGUCGGCCUGCCUGGCCGGCCUGUGGCUGUGGAUGCGCCGGUGA